AUGUCGACACCAGUCUUCCUGGAGCAGCACCUGCAGCGCCUCAAGGUUCCGCACCCCGCGGUGCAGCAGGCAGUGGUGGUCGGCGUGUUUGAUGCCCUCGCCAAGACGCCCGGCCUGCCGCGAGCCGACAGGGACGCGGCCGUCGAGCAGUGCUUGGCCUGCGAUAGCAAGGCCGCUGUGGAGGCGGCAGUGCUGGCCCUGCUCCCGCUAGCGAGCGCCGGCGCCUCAGCCGCUGCCAGGGUGCAAGACCAGCUGCUCGCCGCGCUCAGCACGGCAGGGAGCCACACCGUGCCGGUGCUGGCUGACGCCCUGCUGCAGCUUUUUGAGGGCCAGCUGCAGCCAGCAACCCCCGUGCCGCCAAGCAGCCCAGCCCCCGCCGGCUGGCGCACCCAUCCGCUCAGCAAGGCGCUGCUCUCCAGUGCUGGCGCCGGCCAGCCGCUGGUGCUGGGAGUGGCGCGGCUGCUGAUGCGGGCAGCCGAGGCGGCGGCGGCCCCUGCAGCCGUGCCGGAUGCCGCGGUGUUUGAAAGGCUGCUGGCCCAGCUACGCCCUUUCCUCAGCUUUGUGCUGCUGGACUCACAGCUGGCCGCUCAGCACCCGCUGAUGCCACCCCAGCUACGCAGCACGCUGGCCCGUGUUGCGUGCUGCACCACCAGCCCCGCGGCCCAGGCCCAGCUACUGCAAUUCCUGGCUACACAUCUUCCAGCGCUGCGCCUCUCCCUGACAGCAUCGACGGUGGGCGCCUCGGCCGGCGGCACCAGCGCAGAGCUGGAGGCUGCUGCCAGUGCGGCAGUGGCGGAUGUGAUGGAUGUGGUGGAGAGCGCAGAUGAGGACCCAGAUGCAGACACCAUUGCCUCACUCGCCGCCCACCUGGUUUGCCUGUGUUACGACGCUGCACGGGCGCAGGCUGCUGCGUUGCUGCAGCAGUUGGGGGUGGCAUUGGCGCGCCUGGCCGCCUACUGGCCUCAGCUGGUGCUACCGUACGCCGCUGAUCUGGGCCUGCUGCUGCAGCAGCAGCCAAGAGGGUGGCUGGGAGGCGGUGAGGCCAAGGCGUUGAUGGCGCUGCUGGGCCAGCUGCUGCAACAGGCAGCCGGCACCGGGCCUGGCGAAGCGCGAGCAGGCUCUGGCGGCCAGCCGCAGCCUCAGCAGCUGGCGGCGCUGCUGCUGCUGCCGCUGCUGCAGGAGGUGGCAUUUAGCAACACCAAGUUUGUGAAGCAUUGGGCAGCCCACUUGCUGGCACUGCUUGUGCAGCUGACCCUGGCGGCCGCUGCCAGCAGCAACAGCGGUGCGACCAGCGGCAGGAGGGCAACCAGGGACCAGCAGCAGCUGGACGGUGGCGUGCUGCUUAUCGCCUGCGCCUUGCUGCAGCACCCGGCUCAGCCGGUGCAGCGUGCCUCACUCCAUGCCGCACUGGCAGCGCUGGCUGCCACGCCGCUGCUGGGACUGUCGCUGCUGCCGCUGCUGGUGCAGCAACUGCAGGGGCAAGUCAAGCUCUUCCUGUCAGGCAAAUGUCAGCGCCCACCCCGCCUUCUGCUGGACCUGCUGCGGGCGCUGCCAGCGGCAGGGCGCCACCCUGCUGCGCUGCCCUUUGUGCUGCGCACGCUGCAGCCGCUGCUGAGCGCAGGCUUUGCCGCACCGGGGCAGCAGCCUGGCCUGGCACUGCGCGUGUCACGCGCUGAGUGCCUGCGGGAUGUCGCAACCUCCGAUCCCGACAAGGCCGUAGAGCUGGUUGGGCUGAUCCAGGAGUCCCUGGCAGACGAGGCCCCCGCCGUGCAGGCUGCCGCCCUUGACUGCGUGGCCCUGCUGUGCGAGGCCAACGUGCUCGAGUUUUACGCGGCCUGGCACGUGGUGCACCGCGCAGCGCCGCGCCUGCCCGAUCACCCAGCAGCAGCGGCCGCCUGGGUGCGCCUGCUGGGGUGUGGUGCCCUGGAUGCCGCGGUGCAACCCCAGCCGGCCGCCGCCAUCAUCGAUGCGCUGUGGCUGGCGGCAGCGCACGAGGCUCCGCAGGUCCGCCGCCAGGCAUACGCCUCGCUGGCAGCCUUCCAAUUUGGGAUCCUCGAGGAGAUUGGUGCGCUGUGCCCGCUGGACUCUUACGCUGCCCUGCUGCGCGCCGAGCUGCGCCAGCCGACCCAGCAGCAGCGGGAUGCAACUGGCCGCGUGCGUCGUGCAGCGGCGCACGCAAUGGCAGAGUGUGAGGCCCUGUCUGUGCUGCCCAGCCAGCUGCUGGGCGGCUCCUUGGCGGCAGCAGCAGACCUGCUGGCACGGCUGCCGGAAGUGGCGCCAGCGGCGGUACUCUUCUUCUAUGCACCACCGCCUCCGUCUGAAGGCAGCAGCAAGACUGCAGCAGCGGCUGCCCGCCAGGCUGCAGCAGCCUACCAGGCCGUGUUUGCAGAGGUAGUGAGGCAGCAGGCAGCACCUGGCUCUGCAGCAACCGAGGACGCCAGAACAGCGGCGGAGGCUUUGCCGGCCUGGAGCGCGUUCCUGCGGCGCUGGAUGGCGGGGGUGCGGGCGGCCAGCCGCAGCAAGCAGACCAACGAACAGCAAAAGGGCCAGCAGCAAGUAGCCACCGAUGCCGCCCUACAGCCGCUGCCAGCCCUGGUCACAGCGGUGCAUGGUGCGCUGCGCGACGCGGCAGCGCCAGCAGGGGAGCAGCCAGCAGCGGUGAAGCGCGCCGCACUGGCGGCUCUUGGCGCCACCGCAGAGUCAGUGCGGGUGGCGUUAGGCCCCUCUGCGCUGCAGGAGCUGCUGAAGCUCAUGCAGCAGCAGCUCCAUGACCUUUGGACAGCAGCGUCAGGUGCAGCCGCAGCUGCUGCUGCUGCCACUGGGCUAGGCCUGGCAUGCAGUGCCCUGAGCAGCAGCACCGCGCAACUGCACCAGCAGGUGGCCGCCGCCAUGUCGCAGCAGCCGUUGGCGGCAGCUGGAAGCCCGGCUGCUGCUGCAGCACUCUGCACCCUGCUGCAGGCGUCGGCUGCAGCAGGAUGUAGCGCGGGCGUGGCGCCCGGCAAGGACGUCAGCAGCAGCCUAUGCCUGUUGCUCUCUGUAGCCAAGACUGGCGGCAGCCAUGAGCCAGCAGGAAGAUCAGCAGCAGCAGCAGACGGUCAAGUCGUGGGAUCCGCAGCGGCAGCAGCGGGCACCCUCCUUGCCUCAGCCCUGCGGCACGGCUUCACGCCAUCAACACCGGAGGAGGGGCCCACGGCAGUCCUGCAGCUGCUGCUGGCGGUGCCAGAUGCGGCUGUCAGGCUGCCACAUGCGGCGGCUGCCAAGCAGGGCGCGGCAGCUGGAAUAGCGGUACUGCUGACAGAGGGUGUUGUGGACCUUGCCAGUCCUCUGUACAAGACCGCAGUGGGUGUGCUGGAGGGGUUGGCGCUCAGGGACAGCAACCCGCGGGCCCGCCGCGCCUGUGCCGCACCCCUGGCCGCCCUCUGCUAUGCCAGCAGGUGCGGCGGAGGAGGCGGCGCAGCCGGCGGGUCUGCGUCCCACGGCGCGGCUGCAGGUGGCAGCAGGGGCUUUGCCCAGCUGCCUCCAGACGGAGCGCUGCGCCCGCUGCUGGAGUCGCUGCUGGAAGGGCGCUGGGUGCUGCCAGGGGAUGAGGACGCCGGCGCUGCAGGCGGUCAGGAGCUGGCGGCGGCGGAUGCCGCUGCCAUCCUGCGCUGCGUUGCAGCAGCGGAGCGGCUGCCGGGGAUGAACUACAGCGCUGUGUGCCGCCGCCUGCUGCGCACAUUCAACGCGCCAGCAGUGGCGUCAGAGGAGGUGCAGCACGCGGUGGUGUCCUUUGUGGCUGACCAGGGCGCUCGGCAGCAGCAGCACCACCACCUGGCAGACCUGGCGGCCGAGCUUGUGGGCCAGCGCUGCCUGGCAGCUGCCGCAGUCGCCGCCCAGCGCCGCGUGUUGCUCCGCCUCCCGCAGCUGCAGGCGGCCCUGCCUGAGUCCCAAGCAGUCGGUGCACUGCAUGCAGUGUGCCAGUAUGUGGCAGCCGCACCUGCCAGCCAGCGCCUUCUCCUGCCGCUACUGCAUGCCACAGAGCAGCUGCUCUGCGGCACCAGUGCCACCAGCACAGGGCUGCGGCUGGCAGCGCAGCAGGCCAUGGCAGAGCUGCUGCUGCCGCUGCUUCCGGCACCUGGCCAGUACCCACUGCACCUGACAGCAGCCCUCACAGCCACAGACAGCGAGGAGUAUCAGAUCAGCACGGGCUGCUAUCCCGAUGCACUGCUAUCCAUGCAGCAACGCUGCUGGGCCGCCGCCUUGCGCUGCCUGCAGCUGCUGCCCAGGCAGCAGCUUGAGGGGGUGCUUCAGCAACCGCUGGUGCUGCAGCAGCUGCCGCUGCAUGCGGCCUACGCAACGGCAGCCCUGGUAGCGAACGGCGCCCUGGAAGGCCGGGCGCUGCAGCACCCCCGUAACCUGCUGCUGGCGGCACCCGGCGGUGGCAGCGGGUCUGGCAGUCUCAGUUGGAAGCAGCAGGGCCUGGUGGCAGCCUUUGUGGGCCGCGCCGUGGCGACACUGCCAGAAGGCCAGCAGCAGCAGUGGCUGCUUGAUGUGCUGGAGGCAUGCGGGGUGAGCCCCUUUGCGCUCUCCGCCUGCGCCAGCGUGGGUGGUGCCUUGCAGCUGGCGGCCGCCAUCCUUGCCAGCUCAGCAGCGGCAGCAGGCGCCACCGACCAGAUCGCAGCAGACCACAUCUCCACCGCUGGCCCGUCAGAUGCCGCGGUGCACAGCCUGCCCUUCACCCUGCCGGUGCUGCUGGCCAGCCCCGCCUGGCAGCACGGUGCCUCUGCAGCUUUGUUGCUGCAGCGGCUGUCAGCGGCGCUGCAUGCUGCGCAGGAGCAGAGCAUUAGUGUGGACAACCUGGCGCUACUGCGCCGCUGCCUGCUGGCUGCCCGCCACUACCUGCCGCUAGACAUGUGGCAGCAGCUGGCCAGUCUGCUCUGA
This is a messenger RNA of Chlorella variabilis, 4920 nucleotides long. RefSeq lists its product as hypothetical. The transcript is spliced from 15 exons. The coding region runs from base 1 to 4920 and encodes 1639 amino acids. The record is from RefSeq and is a predicted model, not a curated record. Lineage: Eukaryota; Viridiplantae; Chlorophyta; Trebouxiophyceae; Chlorellales; Chlorellaceae. Gene Ontology annotation, biological process: regulation of post-transcriptional gene silencing.